AUGCCGCCGGAAAGGAGUGUGGUGUCUAAGCGGGGCCGGGCUCCAGGCGGGGGCCUCCGUAGGGGUAGAGGCGGGGGCUUGGGCCGAGGUCGGGGUCGGAGUCGGGAGGUUGGUAAGUCAGCCCGUUCGGUCCGGAAAAAGAUCUCGCCACGGCCGGGUGGUCGUCCCGGCCCCAGCACCGAGGUAGAUGAACAGAAGCGGCUUCAGCAGCUGCACCGACUGGCGCUGGGUGCCGAAAAGCCAGCGGUGGAGCGAUGCCUAGAAGAGCUGGUGUUCGGGGACGAUGCCGUGGACGAGGAGGAUUUGUUGUUGGGGCGUCUGCGAGUUCUCGGGGAUGAUAUCAAUGAAGACUCUAGUGACUCAGAAGUGGAAAAUGAAGCCAGAAAAGAUAUUCCUUCCAAAAAGAAGCCAGCUUGGGUAGAUACUGAAGAUGAAGAUGAAGAAGAAAUUGACAUGACUAAUCGGUUUCGAAAAAAUAUGAUAAAAAAUGCAGGGGAAAAGAAACUCUCCAAAGACAAACUCCAAAAGAGACUUAAAGAAGAGUUUCAGAAUGCAAUGGGUGGAACCCCUGCCUGGGCAGAGAUUAGCAAGAAGAAGAUACAGUCAGAAGAUGAAAGUGAUGAGAAUGAAGAUGACCUCUUGCAAAGGACGGGAAAUUUUAUAUCCACAUCAGCCUCUUUACCACGUGGAAUCCUACAGAUGAAGAGCUGCUUGAAUGCGAAUGCUGAACGUCCUUCUUCCGCUAAGAUCUCAUCACUGCAGUUCCACCCUCGUGCUCAAGUUAUUAUGGUUGCUGGAUUGGAUAAUGCUGUAUCCUUGUUUCAGGUUGAUGGAGAAACAAAUCCUAAAAUUCAGAGCAUCUAUUUAGAACAAUUUCCUGUAUAUAGGGCCCGUUUCAGUGCCAGUGGAGAAGAAGUGCUGGCCACAAGCAAUCUCAGCAAGAUACUUUAUGUGUAUGACAUGAUGGGUGGAAAUGUGAUUCCUGUGCAUCAAGUAAGGGGUUUAAAGGAGAAAUUUGUCAGAAACUUUGAAGUAUCUCCAGAUGGAUCCUCUUUGCUCUUAAAUGGUUCUUCGGGAUAUUUUCAUUUACUUUCAAUGAAGACCAAAGAGCUGAUUGGCAGUAUGAAAAUUAAUGGAAAAGUAGCUGCAUCAGCUUUUUCAUCAGAUAGCACAAAGAUAUAUGCCAGCUCUGUGGAUGGUGAAGUUUACAUUUGGGAUGUGAAUACCAGGAAAUGCUUGAACAAAUUUACCGAUGAAGGGUGUUUGCGUGGUUUAAGCAUUGCUGUUUCUAGGAAUGGACAAUAUGUAGCUUGUGGUUCCAGUUCUGGUGUGGUAAAUGUUUAUAACCAAGAUACUUGUCUCCGAGAAGCUAACCCGAAGCCAAUAAAAGCCAUAAUGAAUUUGGUUACUGGUGUUACUUCUAUGGCCUUCAGUCCUACCACAGAAAUUCUAGCUAUAGCCUCUAAUGAAGCAAACGAAGCUGUUAGAUUGGUUCAUCUCCCUUCCUGUACAGUAUUCUUAAACUUUCCUAUGAAUAGAAUUAAGCAGAUUUUCCUUGCUCAGACAUUGGACUUCUCUCCUAGAAGUGGAUAUUUUGCAUUGGGAAACAACAAGGGCAAAGCCUUAUUGUAUAGGUUGCACCAUUAUUCAGACUUCUGAGAAGGGAGGAGGAUUGUUGCAGAUCCAGUUAAACUACAAAAGAAGCUCUUGCUGAUAUUUUUUUACUGUUUUCUAAAUGUGUGUUAAUAAAUGGCAGAUAAAUUAAUA
Molecule: messenger RNA, 1767 nt
Organism: Gracilinanus agilis (Agile Gracile Mouse Opossum)
Lineage: Eukaryota; Metazoa; Chordata; Mammalia; Didelphimorphia; Didelphidae
Gene: UTP18
Product: UTP18 small subunit processome component
Exons: 14
Coding region: 1-1659 (552 amino acids)
Biological process (GO): rRNA processing
Cellular component (GO): small-subunit processome; Pwp2p-containing subcomplex of 90S preribosome
Molecular function (GO): protein binding
Source: RefSeq, a predicted model, not a curated record